Messenger RNA from Camellia sinensis, 355 nucleotides. The record is from RefSeq and is a predicted model, not a curated record. Lineage: Eukaryota; Viridiplantae; Streptophyta; Magnoliopsida; Ericales; Theaceae.
ACUAAUCACGGCCAUGUUGGAUUUGAGCCGGUGCAUUGUGGCGUUGAUGGAGCUACCCUCUUCAUACGUCACACAGGAUAUGCCUGCCUUGUCAGAAGCCAUGGCCACUGUCCCAAUUGCUGUCUAUUCGACCGUUAGAGGCAUGCUUACUUGUGCAAAUCAGAUCUACUUUGCCUAUAGAUAUGCAGCAUCUGCAGGGGACCUACCCACCAUUACUUACAAGAUCAACAGCAUACACGACCAUCUUAAGAGGAAGCUCGAUCUCUGCUACAAACUCAUAGGUAAUUAAACGCUAUAUCAAUUGUAUGGAUAUAUAUAUAGGUAGGAGGACUCAAUUGCUUAUUGUAAUGUCCUA